AUGAUUGGCGAUGAGCCGUAUACAUUGGGCCAAGAGGAUUACGAUCGUCUCCGUCCUCUUUCAUAUCCCCAAACAGACGUCUUUUUGGUCUGUUUUUCUGUAACCUCACCAGCUUCUUUCGAAAAUGUCAAAGAAAAAUGGUUCCCUGAGGUUCAUCAUCACUGUCCAGGAAUUCCAUGCCUGAUUGUCGGUACUCAAAUAGAUUUGCGAGAUGAUCCAUUGGUGGUUGAAAAGCUAUCACGACAAAAAAUGAGGCCCGUAACUUCAGAGCAAGGCGAGAGACUCGCUCGAGAAUUAGGUGCUGUUAAAUAUGUUGAAUGUUCAGCUUUGACUCAAAAGGGUUUGAAAAAUGUUUUUGAUGAGGCUAUUGUUGCAGCCUUGGAACCACCUGUUACUAAGAAAACUCGUAAAUGUAUUGUGCUGUAG
Messenger RNA from Racocetra fulgida, 426 nucleotides. The record is from the annotation of a GenBank genome assembly. Lineage: Eukaryota; Fungi; Glomeromycota; Glomeromycetes; Diversisporales; Gigasporaceae.